AUGUUUAUGGACAAUCAACAGCAGACAGUAGUAACACCAAGAGCACAUACAUAUUAUCCUAAAAUGCAUACGACGCCCAAGCAACACGCGAGAUCCGCAUCAUCUAACCAGACAACAAAUUUGGCACCCCAGGCCCCUAACAGAUCAUUUUCACAGAACCAUUUACUACCCAAUGAACCAACCACAGAGAAGUCAUCACAUAAUUCAUUAUCAACUUCAGAUAAUAAAAUAUGCCAGUGGUAUUGUUGUUCCUGUGGCCAGUCAUACGGAUCGGUGCUCUACAGGGACGAUUACCGAGAGGUUAGACCCAAUGGCCAACCACCACAGAAACGUGCAAGAAGCUUGGAUUCAUCCAAUUAUAUACUCGACAGCUUAAAGUACUACAGUCAGGUUGUCUACAGAGAUCAUAAGCACGUAAUAUCUAAUGCAUCAUUUUCAUCCAGCUCUAGUGUUAACAACAAUGCCGACACAAACUACUUUGAUUGCAAAACAACCACUACUGAUUCCUCCACACAGAGCACCGAAGGAUCACACAGUCCAAUUAUAGCCCCAAACACACCCAUGUUGUCGCCUUUACAUCUCAAUCUUAAUCACAACAGCUUUAUUGAUUACGGUGAAAAAGUAAUAUUGAAUAUACCUACCAGAUUCACUUGUCAUCGCUGCGAUCAUAUGAUGUGUCCCUAUUGUCUCAAAUUGAGAUUAAAAGAUUUAGAUAUAAGCUAA
Candida dubliniensis CD36 is the source of this 723-nucleotide messenger RNA. RefSeq lists its product as uncharacterized. Bases 1 to 723 code for a protein of 240 amino acids. Lineage: Eukaryota; Fungi; Ascomycota; Pichiomycetes; Serinales; Debaryomycetaceae. The record is from RefSeq and is a predicted model, not a curated record. The transcript has a single exon.